AUGUCAAAUUCUUUCUUGAACAUGGACGACCAUACUUAUACAGAUAGUAAAUUGGUCAGUGAUUAUAAAAAGGCAUUUGGUACUAUAAAACAUGGUGAUGAUUUAGGCGAUGAUAUCAAAAUUCAGCCCGAUCAAUCACUGUAUCAAGAAUUAGAUCGUCGACAAUUAUUGAAGCGUGCAAGCCAUCCAUCAGGUUUGGGAAUUCAUUUGGUUAAAGAUGGGGAACUGGGCUUGGCAAUGUUAAAUCAAACACCUAAAUUCUUGGCACCUGGUCGAUAUACUUUCGUGUCACCAUUUAAUCAUUUAGUUGAUGUUGUUAGCAUCACAGAGAAAUUGAUAACAUUAUCAAACAUUCAAAUUGUUACGAUAAAUCAAGGUGAAUUAGGUUUAUCGAGACGAAAUGGAGUAACGAUUCUAUUAGAUCCAGGCCGAUAUAUUUUAAAAGCACCACAUGUAUUCGAAAAAACAACGGAAGCCAAUGCUCAGUAUAUUGAAUUAGGAACAUACCGACGAAUAACCGUACCUGUUGGAUUUGUCGCUGUUGCAUUUGAUAUUGGCAAACAGAUCAUCAUUCGUCCCGAAGAUACUGAAUCCGGACCGUUCGAAACCAAUUCAGCUACGUUUCUGUUUGACAAAC
Messenger RNA from Didymodactylos carnosus, 637 nucleotides. Lineage: Eukaryota; Metazoa; Rotifera; Eurotatoria; Philodinida; Philodinidae. The record is from the annotation of a GenBank genome assembly.